Messenger RNA from Plodia interpunctella (Indianmeal moth), 995 nucleotides. Its product is annotated as trypsin-7-like. The coding region runs from base 107 to 910 and encodes 267 amino acids. The record is from RefSeq and is a predicted model, not a curated record. The transcript is spliced from 5 exons. Gene Ontology annotation, molecular function: serine-type endopeptidase activity. Gene Ontology annotation, biological process: proteolysis. Lineage: Eukaryota; Metazoa; Arthropoda; Insecta; Lepidoptera; Pyralidae.
UUGCUAUGACAUUAUAAUAGUAAUUUGCUUCAAGUGUCCUGUGGAGCCACACAGACAGACAGAUUUGCAAGUUAACUCGCAAAAGCUAUUCACCUAGCCAACCACCAUGUUGAGAUCACUAUUUUUCACAUUUCUAUUUGGUUCAGCAGUUAAAGAAGGUUAUGGAAAAAAUCUGGUGUGGGAUGUGACCCCUGGAGGUGUUGGGAUAGUGGGAGGUCACGACGUGGACAUCAAGCAGUACCCUCAUCAGGUCAGCGUGUUGGUAUACAUCAAUGGAGAAAAUCACCUUCGCUGUGGAGGAUCCAUCAUUGGUGAAGAAUACGUGUUGACUUCGUUUGCUUGUGUUUCGGGAAUUGAAUCAGAAAAGUUAAAAAUUCGAGCCGGCAGUAAUUUCGCUAUGAAAGAUGGUGACGUUUAUGACGUGUUAUCUGUUGUUUAUCAUCCAAAGCUAGAUGUAAACACCAUGGAUUAUGCUGUCGCUGUGAUCAAAACUAAAAAGAUGUCUCUUAAUGGAGAUACAGCUAAAGCUGCGCAGUUACCUGAGAGUGGCAGUAAACUAAAACCAGGAGAUAAUGUGGUAUCCACUGGAUUUGGAUUGGUUGCUGUGAAUGGUGAGGUGUCAAAGAAUCUACAGGCUGUGUCAAUACCAGUAGUGGACCUGGAGAAAUGUAUAAAUUUUAUGAAACAAUUCGAUCUAUUAGUAACUGAACGAAUGUUUUGUGUCGGCUUCGGGAAGUCUGGGGGGAGCCCGUGUGAUGGAGACGUGGGAGGCCCAGCAGUCAGUGAAUCAGACUCUAAGCUGUAUGGUGUACAUCUGUUCGGUGGUUGGUGUAACACCACUGAGAUACCAGCAGUGCACGCCGACAUCACGGUCCUUCGGGAUUGGAUCAAAGAAACCACUGGGAUAUAAAGUUUAAGAACCAUAGAAUAGGCUGUACAAAUCAUUUUAAAAAGCACUUUCUUUAUAACUAAUGAUUAAAUUAUCAUAAUACAAA